Molecule: messenger RNA, 928 nt
Organism: Coregonus sp. 'balchen'
Lineage: Eukaryota; Metazoa; Chordata; Actinopteri; Salmoniformes; Salmonidae
Source: the annotation of a GenBank genome assembly
AUGUUCUUUAUUGUUUUCUGUCACAUAGAGUCAGCAGAUGACGGAACAAAAUAUCAGGAAAAUAAAUCAGCUUCUUUGGGAGAAAUUGUUACUUUGGUGUGCAACAACUCCGUGACGAAUGCAUCAUACAUCUGGAAAAAGGACACAGUUCUCAUUUUCUCUCAUAGUGGCAUACGGAAUAAAACUGAAAGAAAAUUCACCUCUGACAGGAUGAGUGUUGAUCCGCCUACAAAGCUGACUAUCUUUAAUGUAGAGUUAAAUGACACAGGGAACUACAGCUGUCAAAUAACAGAUGAUCAAAGUGGUGUACGGACAAUGGAGUGGAGUUUGACCAUCACUAAUAACCUCACAGGUAAUGGAAGCAAUUUUCUGUUUAUACUGUAACGUGGAGAAUAAACUGUAUUCUGUAAUGCUAGAUAUAAAUAUGCACAAUUCUGAAGUUGAAAUGAACAAAAAUGUCAAUUAUUGUGAUAAUUAUUGCAAUCAAUCAAUACUAAGUGUUAUAAUGUUAUUAUUUGGUUAUUAUCUCCCUUUUUUAACAAUAUUGUUAUAAAGCAAAGGAAUAUGACAUUUGUUUUAGACUUUUCAGACUUUCCUGAAAAACCCAAUUGUUUCUGUAUGUUUGUCUUAACACAGAUAAUGCUGAACAUAGCCUACAGAGAUUAUUGCUCUUCACAAUUCCUUCUGCUAUUGGAGGAGUGAUUCUCUGCAUUAACAUCUGCUGUAUGGUCUGGCUGUGUAGGUGAGUAGCUCAAAGCAGUUUACCUCAGAGCUCAAAUGAAUCAAAUCAGCAUUGCCUAUCGCACUGUGGUCUCAUUUUGUAUUUAUAGUUGAUUCGGAGUUUCAAUCAAAUACCUAAUUCGUCUUAUCUUGUUUCUGCAGGAAACGAAAACAGGAACAGAUAAGUCUUUGUGAUAGGCAAGGAGAG